CAAGCCGCGUUAUUCGAUACACGAUCGUGUGGAUCGGUUACCACGUUUUAUGUUUUAUGUUUAGCAGUUUAACAUUGGGUUUAGUGUGAUCAUCGCCACCAUAGAUGUGUACAACGAAUACUAUGUCUGUCUUGCCUGUCGCACCAUAAUAAUUAUAGUAUUGUUUUUUGUUUUUUUUUUUACAUACUUAUAUCAGACAAACUUAACAGUUUAAACAAUUAAACACUUUAAUAUACACCAUUAUAAUAUUAUAAUUAGUGAUUUGCCGUGUAUAGUGUGUACGAGUGACAUACAGAAAAAUGACUUACUUCCAGGUCAAUAGAAAACUCCUGUUGAUGAAAAUUCACUUUUUUUUAGGAAUUGGAGGUAAUGCGUUUGGUCCAUUUUUGACGAUAAUAUCAAAACAACGGGGCUAUUCUGCAUUCAUUGUUGGUUUAAUAUUCAUGCUACAGCCAAUUCCUGGAAUGCUGAUGAGACCAAUUGUUGGUGCCGUUACAGAUAAAUACAAAUGUCGUCGGUCGGUGUUUAUUGCGAAUUCGAUAAUCAUGUUUGUAUUGGUAUGUUUACUAUCAAUAAUCCCUGGUACGACAUCAAAAGAGGAAAUGAACGAUUUGGAUGUGAUCAAGUCGCCACUUUUUUGGAUGUUUUGUACUAUAACAAUCUUAAUCAGAAUGGUCGGAAUGGUUAACAUGGUUUUGGAGGACACGAUUUGUAUGGAUUUAUUAGGAGAAGACAAAAAUAAUUAUGGAAAACAAAGGUUGUGGGGAUCCAUUGGUUGGAGUUUGUUUGCUAUUAUUUACGGCACAUGUGUAGACUGGUACAGCACAGGGCUAGAUUACAAAAACUAUACUCCAGGUUACGUCAUUGCAAUGCUAUGUUUCCUUUUAGAUACAUAUGUGGUGUGUAACCUCAAGAUUGUACAAGCAAAUGAUACUAAAAUUGUAGCUUCUGACGUCAAAAAAGUAUUUACUGAAGGUAAAGUACUCGCGUUUCUUCUUUGGGUUGUUUUUAUUGGAUUUUUUAUGUCUUUCAUAUGGAACUUCGUAUUUUGGUACCUGGAAGACUUGUCGAAUGAGUUCCACCCCGAGACGAAAUCGUGGAUGAAGACUCUCCAAGGAACAGCCUUACUAAUCCAAUGUUUCGGUGGUGAAGUUCCGUCGUUCCUUUUUUCCAGCUACAUACUGAAACGUGUGGAUCACAUGACCGUAUUGUCCGCAGUGUUUUUUACGUUCACGUGUAUAUUCUCAUUGUACACGAUCAUCGAGAACCCUCUUUGGGCUUUACCAGUGGAAUUACUCAACGGCAUAACGUUCGCAAUGUCUUAUUCGGCAGCCAUUUCGUAUGCGGCACUUAUAGCUCCUGCCGGUGCUGAAGGAACACUCCAAGGAGUCGUCGGGACGGCUUACAUGGGAAUAGGUGCGCCCAUUGGAAGCAUCGUAGGUGGUUAUAUGUUUAAACAUAUUGGAAGUAUUGCUACGUUUAAGCUAUUGAGCGUGGUCGCAUUUUUCACUUGUGCUGUACAAAUUAUUGUCAAUUAUAUAUUAAGGCGUUUGUCUAAAAACGAUGACAUAAAUAGUAAUGUUCAAACUAAAGAUGAUAAUAUCAAAGAAGACAUACAUUUAACAUAGUAUUAUUUUGACAGAAAAUUAUUAUGAUAUUAUUUAUAAAAGAAAUAUCUGAA
Acyrthosiphon pisum (pea aphid) is the source of this 1681-nucleotide messenger RNA. RefSeq names its product major facilitator superfamily domain-containing protein 6-A. Gene Ontology annotation, cellular component: membrane. The coding region runs from base 300 to 1628 and encodes 442 amino acids. Lineage: Eukaryota; Metazoa; Arthropoda; Insecta; Hemiptera; Aphididae. The record is from RefSeq and is a predicted model, not a curated record. The transcript is spliced from 7 exons.